CACCGGUCUCCAGUCCUUGAAAACCUUCGGCAAGAGCUCGUCCAACUCCGCCACGUACACCGGCCGCGUCGACGCCACGGUCACGUCGUCCGCCAUGCCCCGACGCUGCAUUUCGUACCCAGCCCCGUCGGCAACGCCCCACUCCACCUCAAACGCUUUCUUAGGCCCCAACACCACAGCCGUCACCUCGCCGCCGCCCGCACAUAUUGUCGCCACCUGCGCCACACAAUCAUCCAGCCUCGUCUGG
Messenger RNA from Gregarina niphandrodes, 247 nucleotides. RefSeq lists its product as hypothetical. The record is from RefSeq and is a predicted model, not a curated record. Lineage: Eukaryota; Apicomplexa; Conoidasida; Eugregarinorida; Gregarinidae. The annotation marks the transcript as partial. The transcript is spliced from 2 exons.